AUGGACCGGAUGCGGCGCAAGACGGAAUGCCGCGAGCGUCUCUCCGAAACCGACGCGAUUUGGUUGAUGGACGAGGCUCCUCUUCUCUUUCUCGGAGAACUUGCGAAUCACGACCGCUUUCGCCGGCACCCUGAGCGGGAAGUCACCUUCGUGGUGGAUACGAAUCCCAACUACACGAAUGUCUGUGAGGUGGAUUGCACGUUCUGCGCCUUCUACCGACCCCCAGGGCAUGCGGAGGCAUAUACGUACUCCGUCGAGGAGAUGCUGGAUCGAAUCGGCAAGUCCGUCGAACAGGGAGCCACGACGGUGCUCCUCCAGGGUGGGGUGAACGAGUCCUUGCCGCUCGACUACUACCUGGAUCUCGUCCGCGGAACGCGAGAUCGGUUUCCGGACGUGACGCCGCACUACUGGUCGGCUGUUGAGAUCGAAGGCAUGGCGAAAGUCAGCGGCCUCAGCACUCGUGAAGUUCUGACCCGGCUCAAGGAGGCGGGCCAGGACACGCUGCCGGGAGGUGGCGCCGAGAUUCUGAGCGACCGGGUGCGGCGGAAGGUGUCGCACAAGAAGGGAGGAGCCGGCUCCUGGCUCGACAUCCAUCGGGAGGCUCACGCCGUCGGGUUUGUGAGCACUGCAACCAUGAUGUACGGCCACGUAGAGACAAACGAGGACAUCGUCACGCACCUGUUGAGCAUCCGCGAGUUGCAGGAUGAGUUCCAUGGAUUCACGGCGUUCGUGCCCUGGAGCUUCAAACCCGGAAAUACUCCCCUGGUCCGGAAGAUUCCCCACUACGCGGGACCGAACGACUACCUCCGGAUCCUCGGGGUCGCACGCCUCGUGCUGGACAACUUCGAUCACAUCCAGGCAUCCUGGUUCAGCGAGGGCAAAAAAGCCGGCCAGGUCGGCCUUCACUGGGGCGCCGACGACUUCGGGGGCACCCUGCUCGAAGAAAACGUCCACGCGUGCACUGGUUUCAUCAAUCGGACGAGCAUCGACGAGGUGCAGGUUCUGAUCAGGGAGGCCGGUUUUACUCCGGUUCAACGGGACACCAGGUACCGGGUCUUGCGGCCGGGAGAGACGGCCGGGACUCCCACUUGA
Molecule: messenger RNA, 1092 nt
Organism: Geodia barretti
Lineage: Eukaryota; Metazoa; Porifera; Demospongiae; Tetractinellida; Geodiidae
Source: the annotation of a GenBank genome assembly